AGCAGGAGGCAGUUGUGAAGUCGCUGGCCAGCAAGUGGAGUGAAGACUACAGAGGGAGAUAAAGAGAGAGGAAAGAGCGAGAGGCAGCCAGAGAUCUGUCCUGGAGACCCUGAAGCCCACGGUACCCCACUGGAAGCCAGAUCCCCUGGAAGCCCACAGAGACACAGAGACAGCAAGAGAAAAGAAAUCAAUACACUCAACGCCACGAACUCCUCUCUCUCUCUCCUCUCUCUCUCUCUCUCUCUCUCUCUCUCUCUCUCUCUUUCUCUCUCUCUCUCUCUGCCUACCCUAGUCCUCUGGUCCUCUGGUCCCCAAACUCCCAGUCCCCGUUCCCCCUCCUGGGAUACCAUGUUCUCCGCACUCCUGCUAGAGGUGAUUUGGAUCCUGGCUGCAGAUGGGGGUCAACACUGGACAUACGAAGGCCCCCAUGGUCAGGACCACUGGCCAGCCUCUUACCCUGAGUGUGGAAGCAAUGCCCAGUCCCCCAUCGACAUCCAGACUGACAGGGUGACAUUUGACCCUGAGUUGCCUGCUCUGCAGCCCCAUGGAUAUGACCAACCUGGCACUGAGCCGUUGGACCUACACAAUAACGGCCACACAGUGCAACUCUCUUUGCCCCCUACUCUGCAUCUGGGUGGGCUUCCCGGAAAAUACGUGGCUGCCCAGCUCCACCUGCACUGGGGUCAGAAAGGAUCCCCAGGGGGAUCAGAGCACCAGAUCAAUGGUGAAGCCACAGCUGCAGAGCUCCAUAUCGUACACUAUGACUCUGAUUCCUACGACAGCUUGAGUGAGGCUGCCCGGAAGCCUCAGGGCCUGGCUGUCCUGGGCAUCCUGAUUGAGGUGGGUGAGACUAAGAAUAUAGCUUAUGAACAAAUUCUGAGUCACUUGCAUGAAAUCAGGCAUAAAGAUCAGAAGACCUCAGUGCCUCCCUUCAACGUGAGAGAGCUGCUCCCCCCACAGCUGGGGCAGUUCUUCCGAUACAAUGGCUCGCUCACGACUCCCCCCUGCUACCAGAGUGUCCUCUGGACAGUCUUCAUUCGAAGGGCCCAGAUUUCAAUGGAGCAGCUGGAAACACUCCAAGAGACGUUGUUCUCCACAGAAGAGGAGUCCUCUGAGCUGCUGGUGCAGAACUACCGAGCCCCUCAACCUCUCAAUCAGCGAGCAGUCUUGGCUUCCUUCAUCCAAGCAGGACCCUUGUACACCACAGGUGAAAUGCUGAGUCUAGGUGUGGGAAUCCUGGUUGGCUGUCUCUGCCUUCUGCUGGCUGUCUAUUUCAUCGCCAGAAAAAUUCGGAAGAAGAGGCUGGAAAACCGGAAGAGUGUGGUCUUCACCUCAGCACGAGCCGCCACUGAGGCCUAAGCUCCCUCUCAGAGACGGUGAAUGUGGAUGCCUUCCCCUCAUGCCUAUCGGAAAGCCUCUAAGAUGGGGUGCAGGGACUGGCCAGAAAAUACCAUAGGAGUAGUAAACAGACAACCCUCCUUCCUCGGGACAUCCCCUGCAGAGAGGUAUGGACCCAGGUCCUUGUUCAAGGAAGAAGAGCUUCUCAAAACGUGGAGAAGCAGGAGGUCCCUGUGUUGUUACUGCAGGGAACAAACUGUUGAGUCACAGGGGAAGUUCAAGAUGCAUCCCAAGUCCCCAUUCCCUCAGCUCUAUGCCACUUUCCCUCGAUAGACUGCAGGAUCCAAGAGUUGCUGUUGAGGUUACAUAUAUAUUUUUUGCUCGGUAUAUUUGGAAAUUAAAGUUUCUGAUUUUAAUUCUGACCUAUACUUCGGGACUCUCGAGGGUGGCCAAGUUCCUCAAUCCCUCAGGGAGGAGAGAUGGCACAGGACAGGAAAAAGAAGCAAGGGUGAUCAACUCCUUCCAUCCACCCCUGGAAGAUUCCCUUCUGGAAGAAAAAUACUUAACCCAAAGUUCUGACAUGUUAAACCACCAGCCCACAUUUCUGCCCUUGCACUAAAGCUAUGCUUGGAGGUCAGUGGCUGCCAGGUUAGGAAAGAGGCUGAACGAGAGACGUGAGAGGGCAGAAAUCUCAGUUCACAUGUUAUCCCCUCCCUGAAAAGCCAAGUUCCCCACAAUUACAAAGUCCUUUUUAUUAGUCAAAAUCACAAUCACCUUGAUUAAAAGGAUGGAAUACCCCACCCUCA
This is a messenger RNA of Carlito syrichta (Philippine tarsier), 2144 nucleotides long. It is a transcript of the gene CA14, whose product is annotated as carbonic anhydrase 14. The record is from RefSeq and is a predicted model, not a curated record. Lineage: Eukaryota; Metazoa; Chordata; Mammalia; Primates; Tarsiidae. The transcript has 11 exons. The coding region runs from base 349 to 1359 and encodes 336 amino acids. Gene Ontology annotation, cellular component: plasma membrane. Gene Ontology annotation, molecular function: carbonate dehydratase activity; zinc ion binding.